CGCCGCAACUCGACCACCGAUUUCCACCUCGACCUCCGAUAUAACGAAAUUCUACAUCGACGAGGCCCCCCUUGGCCUCUGAUUUCGAGAGCAUGCUGUCUUCGCGGCGCGCUCUCAGCAGAGCAGUGCGGACGCAACCCUUGCACAUAUCACGCUACGCAGCACCGACAAACCUUUCGUGGCGGCUUCGCGACUCCUCACGAAAGUAUGCAACCUCAGCUGAAUCGUCCAACUCACAUACUGCUACUCCAGAACCCUUGAAGCCCCGUUAUAAUGAGAUUGGCGUGCAGCAACUCCCCUUCGACGUCCGCGCGCAGCUCUUCUCUGGCCCGCCCCCGACAGCAGACCCGGAGCUCGUCGAACUCGCCAGGAAGCACCUAGCGAAACACGAGUUACUCGGGAAGACAAGCGACACCACGCCGCCCAUCUCGGUGAAGCUUCCGCAGUUACAGGGAAAGACUCUCGAUGAGCAUUUCUACAGGCUUGGACUGGAUGCGGCUGAGCCGUUUCGUGAAUAUGCCGAAACGUUUUCCAAAUUGGAGUUGCCGGCGCAGCCGAAGGAAUGGGUGGCGCAAAGUGGCUGGACUCGUUACGAUGUCCGCACCGGCGAGGCGAUGAAGGUGGAUUUUCCGGAUCCGGAGGACAAGAUGCUGGUUUUCGAUGUCGAGGUGUUGUACAAGAUUUCCCCGUACGCUGUCAUGGCCUGUGCGGCAUCGCCGGAUACGUGGUAUGCGUGGUUGUCGCCGUGGCUGCUCGGGGAGACCGAAUCGGACAAGCAUCUCAUUCCGUUGGGGGAUCCAACAACGCCGAGAGUUAUUGUGGGGCACAACAUCGGCUAUGAUCGUGCACGAAUGUUGGAAGAGUACAACAUCAAGCAGACCAAGAACUCGUUUCUGGACACCAUGUCGCUGCAUGUAGCUGUCAACGGAAUGUGUUCUCAGCAACGGCCGACGUGGAUGAAACAUGCGAAGAAUCGGGAGCUGCGCCAGAAGUUUACAGGGGAUUCCCAAUCUGCGUCGCUCAUUGGUAUCCUGGAGUCUGGGGCGGGAGAUGAGGAGGAGGAGGCCUGGGUGGGAAGAAGCUCGAUCAACUCUCUUCGAGAUGUUGCGAAGUUUCACUGCAAUAUAGACAUGGACAAAACCGUCCGCGAUGAGUUCGGCACACUCGAUCGUGAGGGCGUCGUGGGUCGUCUCAAUGUGCUUCUCGACUACUGUGCCACUGAUGUUGCCAUUACACACAAAGUAUACAAGGAAAUCUUCCCGCGCUUUUUAGAAGUAUGCCCUCAUCCAGUGAGCUUCGCUGCGCUGAGACACCUCUCCUCUGUCAUGCUUCCUGUCAACGAUACUUGGGAUGAAUACAUAAAAAAUGCGGAAAAUAAAUACCAGGAACUCCUCGAGGCUGUCGGCAAGAACCUACGCCAGCUUGCCGAAGAGGCGCGAAUGUUGAAGCAGGACCCCUCCGUACACGAAGAUGAAUGGUUUCGUCAGCUCGACUGGUCAGACCAGGAGAUUCGCAUGACGAAAGAAACCAAGAAGAACCCAUCUCGGAUCGCAGCAAACCAAAAGAUGCCCGGCGAACCAAAGUGGUACAAAGACCUCUUUCCUAAGGCCAACGGCCCAAUGAAUCUGACAGUGCGUACACGCAUCGCGCCUCUGCUCCUGAAGAUGUCAUGGGACAAGAAGCCAUUGAUCUGGUCGGAUCUCCACGGUUGGACAUUCCGUGUCACGCCCGACGAAGCGAGCGCGUAUGAUGGGACCCCGGCCGUUAAAGUCUCGAUGUUGGACGAAAAGAAUCCCGCUCUUCAAGACGAUACCGGCUAUGUAUACUUCAAGAUACCUCACAAAGACGGACCGCAGGCCAGAUGCGCCAACCCUCUAGCGAAAGGGUACCUUCAGUACUUUGACAAGGAAGUUUUGUCGUCCCAAUACCCACUCGCCUUGGAAGCCCUGACGAUGAACGCUCAAUGCUCAUAUUGGAUAUCUGCUCGUGAACGCAUCAGAACCCAAAUGGUAGUUUAUGGCGAUGAUAAGAAUAAAAACCUUGGACUUGACGCCUCCAGUCUCGGAAGCGAACACAAGCUCGGGAUGAUUCUUCCUCAAUUAAUCCCGAUGGGUACGAUCACUCGCCGUGCAGUAGAACGGACUUGGCUUACGGCAUCAAACGCCAAAAAGAAUCGCGUUGGUUCUGAACUCAAAGCCAUGGUCAAAGCACCACCGGGUUACGUGUUUGUUGGUGCUGAUGUGGACUCCGAAGAGCUGUGGAUCGCUGCGCUGGUUGGCGAUGCUCAAUUCAAAAUUCACGGCGGCGGCGCUCUGGGUUUUAUGACCCUUGAAGGUACUAAAACUGCAGGCACAGAUCUGCACUCGAAGACUGCAAGUAUUCUCGGUAUAUCGAGGGGCAGUGCCAAAAUUUUCAACUACGGUCGAAUCUACGGCGCCGGACUGAAGUUCGCAUCCACCCUACUCCGACAGUUCAAUCCCACGAUCUCGGACACGAAGGCCGUUGAAACCGCCGAGAACUUGUACCGCGAGACCAAGGGCAUCAAAGUCAAGCCAAGCCAAGCACUGUUCAACCGUUCCUUUUGGAGAGGAGGGACGGAGAGUCUCGUCUUCAACAAACUCGAAGAGUUUGCGGAACAAGACAAACCUUGUACCCCCGUCCUUGGUGCUGGAAUCACCGAGGCCCUGAUGCGCGGCAAUCUCAGUAGGGGCGGUUUCCUGACGUCCCGCAUCAACUGGGCCAUUCAGUCUUCGGGCGUGGACUACCUCCAUCUCCUCCUCAUCUCUAUGGACUACCUCAUCCGUCGCUACGGCCUCACCGCGCGUGUCGCCAUCACCGUGCACGACGAAAUCCGCUACCUCGUCAAGGAAGAAGACAAGUACAGGGUUGCCAUGGCGCUCCAAGUGGCAAACAUAUGGACGAGAGCGAUAUUUUCACAGCAAAUGGGUAUCGAGGACCUACCUCAAUCCUGUGCGUGGUUCUCGGGAGUUGACAUCGACCACGUCUUCCGAAAAGAAGUCGACCUCGACUGCGUCACGCCCUCGCACCCGGACCCAAUCGCGCCAGGAGAGUGCGUCGGUAUCCAAGAGCUUCUCGCCAUGGGGGACGUCGCAACACUGGACGAAUCAAAGCCGGAAAUAGACCUCUCUCGAUGGAGCUACACCCCGCGCAUUCCAGUCAUGAAGGAGCUGGAAUCCAAAGAGUCGAAGGAGAAGUCGAUGCUGCAACUCCGUGCCCAAAUCGCGGACGAAAAGGAGCUGAAAGAAAUUUACGAGGAGUGGCGGGACCUGCAACCCCCAAAGACGAACAGCUCCUCCCGCGCAUCGUGGGAUGACUACGACGACGAUCAACGACCGUACUGGAAGGGAAGAAGCGGGCAGGCAAGAUCGAGCUUCCAGAAGAAGAUGACUACGGCAGUGGCGAUGCCGCAGAGAACGCUGGUCAGGAAAUCGGCGUAUUAGGCCUCGACGGAUGGAGCGAUGUUUGUUUAGAGUUUGGGGGUCUUCAUUCCUGAGGGAUUUUGCUUUUUCCUUUGUUUGGGCUGGAGUUGGGUUCUUUUGCUGGACUGAAUUUUUUUUGCUUCUUUCUUCAUUUUUUUUCAUUUUAAUCUCGAUAGAGCUGCAUGAACUCUAUUGCAGAUAUUGUUUGCUUUGGGAGAGGGUUUCUUCGCAUUGCCUUGUCUUUGGGAAGGGAAAUUAUGUGUACAUAUGCUGCGGGCAAAAGUGCUUUCUGCUUGUGGUUACUUGUAGGAUUCCGAGGGGUUUGUGGGGGGAUUUGUGGGGGGUUUGUGGGGUCUGCCGAAUGGAGAGAAUACUUAGGCUACCAGUAUCGAUACUGUUAUGAUGGUUCCUGGCGGAAAGGGGCGGGAACGGGGAUUCCUGUAACUGUACAUGUAUCUUAAUCAUCAUCGUUGCCUGAAAACACAUUCGGUUUGAAC
Tricharina praecox is the source of this 3937-nucleotide messenger RNA. Its product is annotated as DNA polymerase gamma. The coding region runs from base 93 to 3461 and encodes 1122 amino acids. Lineage: Eukaryota; Fungi; Ascomycota; Pezizomycetes; Pezizales; Pyronemataceae. Gene Ontology annotation, cellular component: gamma DNA polymerase complex; mitochondrion. The record is from RefSeq and is a predicted model, not a curated record. Gene Ontology annotation, biological process: mitochondrial DNA replication. Gene Ontology annotation, molecular function: DNA-directed DNA polymerase activity; DNA binding; 3'-5' exonuclease activity. The transcript is spliced from 2 exons.